AUGAGUGGCAAGUUUGUUCGUGCUUCAAAAUAUAGACACGUAUUUGGCCAAGCAGCUAAAAAGGAAUUGUAUUAUGAGAACUUGAAGGUUACUAUCAAUGCUUGGGACUCAAAUUUAAUUAAAACGAAUGGUAAAUAUAUUUCAGUUAAUUGGAAAGCAUCUGGAGGUGGUGCCUUUGCUGUUAUUCCAGUAGAAGAAGUAGGUAAGGCACCUGACCAAAUUCCUCUUUUUAGAGGUCAUAAAGCUCAUAUAUUGGACACUGAUUUUGAUCCAUUUAAUGAGCAAAUAAUUGCUUCGGGGUCUGAUGACGGAAAGAUUGGCAUAUGGAAGAUCCCUGAAAAUUAUUCUUUUCACAGUUACUACGAUGAAGAUGGAAAUAUUAAGGAUAUUUCACCAGUUAAAUUCUUGCUUGGGCAUACUAGAAAGGUUGGUCAUGUUUUGUUUCAUCCAACAGCAAGUAAUAUACUGGCGUCUUCUUCAUUGGAUUACACGGUUCGCAUAUGGAAUGUGGAAACAGGAGAAAAUGUCAUUACUUUGAUGCAUCCAGAUAUGGUGACAUCCAUGACCUUUAGCUAUAACGGCGACUAUUUGGCAACGGUGUGUCGAGACAAAAUAUUGAGAGUUUGGGACAUUAGAAGAGCCGAGGUUAUCAGUGAAGGCCAGGGGCAUACUGGCCCUAAAAAUCAGCGGAUUGUAUGGUUAGGUGACUCCGGUAGGUUGGCGACAACUGGGUUUUCCAAAUUGAGUGACCGUCAGAUAGCUAUUUGGGAUGCAUUUAACUUAGAAGAAGGCAAUUUGGGCGGCUUUUAUAAUGUGGAUCAGUCGUCCGGUAUUUUGAUGCCUUUUUAUGACGAUUCAAACAAAAUCUUGUACGUUGCGGGCAAAGGUGAUGGUAACAUUCGCUACUACGAAUUCCAAGACGACGAGUUGUUUGAACUUUCAGAGUACCAGUCCGUUGAUCCCCAACGAGGGUUUGCCGUUGCCCCUAAAAAAUGCGUGAACGUGAAAGAUAACGAAGUAGUAAGAGCAUAUAAGACAGUCCGUGACCACUGUAUCGAACCCAUUUCAUUUGUUGUACCUCGCAAGGCCGAGGUUUUCCAAGAUGAUAUAUAUCCCGAUGCUCCUUCAGGAGUGCCAGCUUUAACUGCCGAGGAAUGGUUGGAUGGUAAAUCAGUUGAAGGACCUGUCCUUUUUAGUGUAAAAGCGUUGUAUGAUGGAUUUCAACCAACAGAAACUGGCUUACAGAAGAGAAAUACCGGCUCCAGUGUUGCAAGAAGUAUCAGUAUGAACGUACCUAGGUCAACAUCUCAAUCUCCUCAAAAACUAAUAAUAAAAGAACCUAAGUCCUCUCCAGUAUAUUCCUCACAUAAAGCCAAAAGGUCGUUGGAUAAUGCUCUGAAAAACAACCAAAAUGUCGACAAAAUAUUACAGAAGGCGUGUGAUUUCGACGAACUCAACAGAGCUGAAAAUCCAGCUAAAGAUACGUCUGGCUGGGAGAGUGAUGACGAAAAGUGCUUAUCCCCAAGAUUAUCUGAAAACGCGGUUAAUCUAGAGCCUGUGAUGGAAAAGAGUGCUUCUCUGUCUCCGGUUCUCACUAUUGAGAAAAAAAACUCUAUACGUCGUACUCCUUCGGUUUCGCCUAAAAAAAGUGCGGAACUAAGCCCAAAGAAAGACCUGCAAAAGCUCGAACAAAGCCCUACACGUGAAUCUCCAACCAGCAAUUCACAUUCUGCUUUAACUUCACCAAAAAAGGCCAUCGGUCUAGUGCAAUCGGUCGAAAGACUAUCUUCCUUAAUUUUACAGUUAGAGGGUGUUGUCGCUAAACUAACUGCGGCAUCUAUAGAAAAGGAUGCACGUUUGCAACAACUAGAAGACAAAAUUGAGCAACUAUUGCAGAAGUAA
Molecule: messenger RNA, 1902 nt
Organism: Eremothecium sinecaudum
Lineage: Eukaryota; Fungi; Ascomycota; Saccharomycetes; Saccharomycetales; Saccharomycetaceae
Gene: CRN1
Product: coronin
Exons: 2
Coding region: 1-1902 (633 amino acids)
Biological process (GO): actin filament organization
Molecular function (GO): actin filament binding
Source: RefSeq, a predicted model, not a curated record